Molecule: messenger RNA, 1934 nt
Organism: Dioscorea cayenensis subsp. rotundata (Guinea yam)
Lineage: Eukaryota; Viridiplantae; Streptophyta; Magnoliopsida; Dioscoreales; Dioscoreaceae
Product: diacylglycerol O-acyltransferase 1-2-like
Exons: 16
Coding region: 28-1539 (503 amino acids)
Biological process (GO): triglyceride biosynthetic process
Cellular component (GO): endoplasmic reticulum membrane; chloroplast envelope
Molecular function (GO): diacylglycerol O-acyltransferase activity
Source: RefSeq, a predicted model, not a curated record
GCCGAAGAGGUCGCCGUGGUGAGACCGAUGGCGAGCUCCAGAGAUCCAGAACCCUCUCUACGCCGCCGCAUCACCGUGGCGUCGCCGGCGGACCCCGUAUUUGGGACUAUCCCGGCGGCUGUUGACUCCACCACCGACUCCGGUGACGAUUCCGUUGUGGAUACGACCUCGGAUCCGGAUUUGACAGAUGGAGUCGUCAAUGGAGAUCAGGGCGAAGAGAAGAAGAAUCUAGCCUCGGUUUCGGAGGGUGCGGAUGAUCGUUCGGGGGCCGAGGGUGGUGUUCCGCCGAUGUUCUUGUACCGAGCUUCUGCUCCCGCUCACCGGAGAAUGAAGGAGAGCCCUCUCAGCUCCGAUGCGAUCUUCAAGCAGAGCCAUGCAGGGCUGUUCAAUCUUUGUAUUGUUGUGCUUGUGGCGGUAAACAGUAGGCUGAUAAUUGAGAAUUUGAUGAAGUAUGGGCUGUUGAUAAGAGCUGGGUUUUGGUUCAGUUUAGGAUCAGUGAGAGAUUGGCCGCUCCUGAUGUGUUGUUUUUCUCUGCCCGCUUUCGCUCUUGCCGCCUUUGCAGUGGAGAAGUUGGUGUGGAAGAAGUUAAUUUCUGAACCAGUUGCUGUUUCAAUUCAUAUAUUACUGACGACAGCUGAACUUGUGUAUCCAGUUUAUAUGAUAUCCAGGAGUGAUUCUGCUGUUUUGUCUGGUCUUGUACUAAUGCUUUUUACCACCAUUGUUUGGUUGAAGCUUGUGUCAUAUGCACAUACAAAUUAUGAUCUGCGCAAUUUUCCGGACUCUGAUAAUAAGAAUUAUUAUACUCAAGGUGUUGACUUUCAAGGCUUGGCAUAUUUCAUGGUGGCCCCCACACUUUGUUAUCAGCCCAGCUAUCCUCGUACAACAUCUAUAAGGAAGGGUUGGGUGACCCGUCAAAUUGCCAAGUUGGUGAUAUUUAUGGGGCUGAUGGGCUUCAUUAUCGAGCAAUACAUUAAUCCUAUUGUCAAGAAUUCUCAACAUCCACUGAAAGGAGACUUCUUAUAUGCUAUAGAGAGAGUGCUGAAGCUAUCAAUUCCAACUUUGUAUCUGUGGCUUUGCAUGUUUUAUUGCCUUUUCCAUCUUUGGUUAAAUAUUCUUGGUGAGCUUCUUUGUUUUGGUGAUCGUGAGUUUUAUAAAGAUUGGUGGAAUGCAAAAACAGUUGAAGAGUACUGGAGGAUGUGGAACAUGCCUGUUCACAAAUGGAUGAUUCGGCAUAUUUAUUUUCCUUGCUUAAGGAAUGGUAUAUCAAAGGAAGUUGCUGUCCUAAUUUCAUUUUUUAUUUCUGCUGUAUUUCAUGAGCUAUGUAUUGCAGUUCCUUGCCACAUAUUCAAGUUCUGGGCAUUUAUAGGGAUGAUGUUUCAGAUUCCCCUUGUUAUCUUGACGAAAUACCUCCAAAAGAAAUUCAAAAGUUCCAUGGUAGGAAAUAUGAUCUUCUGGUUCUUCUUCUGCAUUCUCGGACAACCGAUGUGCAUCCUACUGUACUACCAUGAUGUGAUGAACAGGAAAGCAAGAAGAAAUUAAUGUAAACUUCUCCCAUGCUCAUCCAUUCUCAAGGAAGCACAAAUAGAUAAAAAAUGAGGCACACCAUAAUUCAACAAUACCGUGCCACAAUUCAUCGAUGUUGGCAUGCUUGCGCACUCUCAGUCCAUGUACAGUUUCAAUAUGGUAGAAUUUUUUAAUUACUUUGGUGUCUCUAUGAUCAUUUGUGAUAGGCUCAUGAAGCUCAUACCAAACAUUGAAGAAGGUUGUUCUUUUUCCUCCCUGAAUUAGGAUUUGAUGAAUUAUUGUAAAUUUUCUAAUGAAGUAGUUUCAGAAUGUAAAUUUUCUGACAAAGUUGUUUCAGACAUAGUGUUGCCCUUCUGGUAUCUGUUGCUUGAAUAUGCAGUAAAUUAAUUGUAACUUGACUUCCUGCUGAA